AAUAACAAAUUAAUUAAAGAAUUAAGCGUUUCUAUGUGUUGACGUCAACCCAGGCGCGAUCUAUGAAUGCCGCUGCUGUGUAAAGUACUCCGUCGCUGAGGGGCAGGGCACACAAAAUUUCGGUGCGAGGCUGCGAACAGGGCCACGAAAUGAAUCUUUAACAUCAGCAUCAACCAGCGAGGAAACGAAAAACAACAACAACUACCAUAAGAAGAACAACCCACAAAGAGCCAAAGUUUUUUUUUUAAGAGUUGCUCUCUUAAGGCCCAUCGGUUUUGGAUCCUUUUUUUUUUGUUAAUUUUUUGUGUUCGCUUUUGGAGGGCAAAAAACAUUGGACACGGAGUAACACGUACACCUAGGACCCAAACCCAAACCCAAACCCAAGCCCGGAGCAGCCAGGGACAGGGGACAGGGGACCGUUCCACUCAUCAAUAUUCGAAAAAGCAAUUGAGACGCGAACCAUCAGCAGGCAUCAGCAUCAAUUCAUCAAUUAUUCAAAAUGACCGAAGACGAAAUUCUCUUUGACGAUGUCUACGAGCUGUGCGAGGUCAUUGGCAAAGGACCCUUCUCCAUUGUGCGACGAUGUAUACAUAGGGAGUCCAGCCAGCAGUUUGCUGUUAAAAUCGUUGAUGUGGCCAAGUUCACAGCGAGUCCAGGACUGAGCACAGCGGAUCUGAAGCGCGAGGCCACAAUAUGUCAUAUGCUGAAGCAUCCACACAUUGUCGAGCUGCUGGAGACCUACAGCUCCGAGGGCAUGCUCUACAUGGUGUUCGAGUUCAUGGAAGGCUCCGACCUGUGCUUCGAGGUUGUGCGUCGCGCCGUUGCCGGUUUUGUCUACAGCGAGGCGGUGGCUUGCCAUUACAUGCGGCAGAUACUGGAGGCGCUACGAUAUUGCCAUGAGAACGAUAUACUGCACAGGGACGUGCGUCCCGCCUGUGCCCUGCUCGCCACCGUGGACAACUCGGCGCCAGUGAAGCUUGGUGGCUUCGGUUCGGCCAUCCAGCUGCCGGGCACGAGGGAAACCAUAGAAACACACGGACGCGUGGGCUGUCCGCACUAUAUGGCGCCGGAGGUUGUCACCAGGCGGCUGUACGGCAAGGGCUGCGAUGUCUGGGGCGCUGGUGUAAUGCUGCAUGUCCUACUAUCCGGCAGAUUGCCCUUUCUGGGCUCAGGGGUGCGACUACAGCAGUCGAUAGCGCGUGGCAGGCUCUCGUUUGAGGCGCCUGAAUGGAAAUCAAUUUCGGCUAAUGCCAAGGACCUAGUCAUGAAAAUGCUGGCGGCCAAUCCACAUCACAGACUUUCCAUCACCGAGGUGCUCGACCAUCCGUGGAUACGAGAUCGGGACAAGCUACAGCGAACACAUCUCGCAGAAACGGUGGAGGAAUUGAAGCGCUACAAUGCUCGGCGCAAGCUCAAGGGUGCCGUUCAGGCCAUUGCCGGCGGCACCACCAUGGAUCCCGUUUAUGUCACCGAUGCGGACAUGCCCAUUGCUGGGGCACCCGACGAAUGGGCCGACGAGGAGGCGGGCAUCGAGGCGGUCCAGCGCAUUCUGGACUGCCUGGACGAUAUCUAUUCGCUGCAGGAUGCGCAUGUGGACGCGGAUGUGAUGCGGGAUAUGCUGCGGGACAGUCGGCUGCAUCAGUUGCUGCAGCUCUUUGAUCGCAUCACCUCGACGGUUGUCACCAGCAACGGCCGGGCGCCGGCCGCAGAGGCGGUCACCCGCAGUCGGGAUGUCCUGGAGACGCUCUCGUCGACGGCCGGCAGUUCGGUGGCCAAUAAGUAUGCCAAGGAUGAACUAAUGCUGCUGCUGGCCGCCCCACACAUGCAGGCCCUGCUCCAUAGCCACGAUGUGGUGGCCCGCGAUGUGUACGGCGAGGAGGCGCUGCGCGUUACCCCGCCACCGAUGGUGCCCUACCUCAACGGCGACGAGAUGGACAAUGUGGAGGGCGGCGAGCUGCAGCAUGUGACCCGAGUGCGGCUGGUGCAGUUCCAAAAGAACACGGACGAGCCGAUGGGCAUAACGCUGAAGAUGACCGAGGAUGGGCGCUGCAUUGUGGCAAGGAUUAUGCACGGGGGUAUGAUACAUCGACAGGCAACGCUGCAUGUGGGCGACGAGAUACGGGAGAUCAAUGGCCAGCCGGUGCAGCAUCAGUCGGUGGGCCAAUUGCAACGAAUGCUGCGCGAGGCACGCGGUUCUGUUACCUUCAAGAUAGUUCCUUCGUACCGUAGCGCUCCGCCACCCUGCGAGCUUUUCAGGAUCAGACCCGCUCCGGUGCUUAUUUUCGUGCGCGCACAAUUUGAUUAUAAUCCGCUGGAUGAUGAGCUUAUACCCUGCGCCCAGGCGGGCAUAUCAUUCCAAGUGGGCGACAUACUUCAGAUCAUUAGCAAGGACGAUCAUCACUGGUGGCAGGCGAGACUGGACACGGUUGGUGGCUCGGCGGGCUUGAUACCAUCGCCAGAGCUGCAGGAGUGGCGCAUUGCCUGCCAGACGGUCGACAAGACCAAGCAGGAGCAGGUAAACUGUUCGAUAUUCGGGCGCAAGAAGAAGCAGUGCCGCGACAAGUACUUGGCCAAGCAUAAUGCCAUAUUCGAUAAUCUAGAUGUGGUCACAUACGAGGAGGUUGUCAAGGUGCCAGUCGGUGAUCCGAACUUUCAGCGCAAAACGUUGGUGCUAUUGGGAGCCCAUGGCGUGGGCAGGCGGCAUAUUAAGAACACCUUGAUAUCCAAGUAUCCCGAUAAGUACGCCUAUCCCAUACCACAUACAACGAGACCUGCCAAGCCCGAGGAGGAGAGUGGACGCAGCUAUUACUUUGUCUCGCACGACGAAAUGAUGGCGGAUAUCGCCGCCAAUGAGUACUUGGAAUAUGGCAUUCACCCAGGCACGCACGAGGAUGCGAUGUAUGGCACCAAGCUGGACACUAUCCGACGCAUACACACAGACGGCAAGAUGGCCAUAUUGGAUGUGGAGCCGCAGGCACUGAAGAUACUACGCACAGCCGAAUUCACGCCCUAUGUGGUCUUCAUAGCGGCCCCCUCGCUGCAAAAUAUCGCCGAUUACGAUGGCAGCCUGGAGCGUCUGGCAAAGGAAUCGGAAAUGCUGCGUCAAAUGUAUGGCCAUUUCUUUGAUAUGACGAUUGUGAACAACGACAUUAGCGAUACGAUUUCCGCGCUGGAAACGGCCAUCGACCGAGUGCACACCACUCCCCAAUGGGUGCCAGUCUCGUGGCUCUACUGACAAGACAGUGAACUGGAAUGCCCCGAUUGCCUCGAGGGUUGCGAUUGCGAGUGGGAUGCAUAUACACAGGCCUCCAAUGUGGCGCUCUACUGAGUGCAAUACCACAGUUACAUCACACCUACUACACACCACAAACACCAUUAAAGUAUUACCAAGGCACAAAAAUAUACAACACAGCAACAGCAACAGCAACAGCAAUAGUAGCAAAAGCAACCGCAACAGAAACAGAAAGACAUGAAGACAGAAUGCGCUUGGCGCCGAGAUAUAUGUAGGUAUGAGGAUAUAGGAGAGGGUAUUGUGGGUAACUGCGGUCGCAACGUAAACACAAAAUGUUAAUUGUAAAACGAGCUGUAUUUUGCCUUAUACUUUGUUAAAUCCUAAGUGUUUAAUUUUACAUUGUAUUUGCCAUUCCAAUGGGCUGCCCUCAAACAGACAGCCUGUGUCAUUAUGUUUAUUAUAUUUAUGAUUGUUUGUUCUGUUAAAGUUUUUGUUUGUACCCGUACUCGUACUCGUACUAGUAUUUAUUUUGUUUCUUUCUGUCAGACAGCAUUAAACGCUUAUGUUAAUCUUGCA
Messenger RNA from Drosophila persimilis, 3808 nucleotides. It is a transcript of the gene CASK, whose product is annotated as peripheral plasma membrane protein CASK. The coding region runs from base 500 to 3235 and encodes 911 amino acids. The transcript is spliced from 19 exons. Gene Ontology annotation, biological process: regulation of neurotransmitter secretion; protein phosphorylation. Gene Ontology annotation, molecular function: signaling receptor binding; calmodulin binding; ATP binding. NCBI's taxonomy places the organism in Eukaryota, Metazoa, Arthropoda, Insecta, Diptera, Drosophilidae. The record is from RefSeq and is a predicted model, not a curated record. Gene Ontology annotation, cellular component: cytoplasm; cell-cell junction; neuron projection.